Linum tenue is the source of this 8372-nucleotide messenger RNA. NCBI's taxonomy places the organism in Eukaryota, Viridiplantae, Streptophyta, Magnoliopsida, Malpighiales, Linaceae. The record is from the annotation of a GenBank genome assembly.
GCAACCCGCCAUCGGAACCACCGCGACGACGACGCCUGGCGAGCCAGUUUAGAUAGCCAAUCAAAGAGGCGAUUAGAAAUCAAAAGACCACCGCCGCCGCCUUUUUUCUUCACCGGCAGCAUCAAUGGAUCCUCGUUCGUUUUACUAUCAUCACUCCACCCACCAUGCCGCUUCUCACCCUCCGCCGCCUGCGCAUCCUCCUCCGCCUCCUCACCACAUUCCCGCCAACCCUAGUUUCUACAACCUCCCACCUCCGCCGUCGUAUCCUCCUCCUGUCUCCCAACCUCAGUUCAAUCCCCAAAAUCCCCAAUUCCCUAUCCACGCCAGCAACGUCGUCAACCCUAAUCACACCGUUCACGACGAUUACUAUUCGAGAUCGUACCCUCAGCAUCCCAGCUUCCCUCAGCCCCCUCGGGCCUUGCAUCCGGGGUCCCGUCACAGCGAUAUUCCUCCUCGCCGAUUGCCGGAGUUCAACCAUUAUGGUCGAGAUAGCCGUCCAGAUUUCAGAGAUUCUCCUAGGGUUUUGUCUGAUAGUCGAGGAAGAUCAGAUUUCGUGCAGGAUAGAUACGGUAGGGAGGUAAAUAUGGACCGUGACUCCCCUGCUAGGGUUAGGCGUGAGCUGGAUGGCAAGUCUAGAUUUUUGGGAGAUGUGAACGGGAGGACUGAGCAGAGUUUGAGAGGGGAAGGUUUCCUGGGCCGUGAUGAUCCUGGAUAUCAUCAUAGUCGUGAUCAACACCGGUCUUCCAGGGAUUACAUGGUUGCCUUGCAUCAUCAUAAUUCAGAUUCCAGAGGUUUUGACUCGGAUUCAAUGAAUUAUGAGAGACGGUUUGGUUUGAUUUCUGAUCAUGGCAGAGCGAGUGAAAACAACAGGGUGAUACAUGAUAGAGAAGUUAGGAGAGAUGUUCCCCACUCCAUGGUUGUGAUGGGGAACGAGGAGUUCACUCAUGGCGAUCAUCUUCGAACAAGCUCAGGGAAACGUGAGCACUACAUCAGCAGAGAAGAAAGUACGGGCUCGGAUUGGCAUAAUGGCAAGGUUAAUAGAGAGGAGAGCAAAGGGUGCAGGGAAAGUAGUUACGAGUUUGAUCAUACGCCAAAGAAGCAGACACCGAAGAAAAGUGCUUUUCUUAGGAUUCAGAAGCCUAUGUUCAAGAAUAAGGAGAAUCACAAGACACAUUCCUCUGGUUACUAUGGUGAUAACAAAUCUGGUGCUAGGGCUAAAGACCGUAGUUUGAACAGAUCCUGUUCAAAGCCAAGCGAGGGUGGUAUUAAAUUGAACUCUGUAAUUGUGAAAAAUGCAGCAAGUCCUUGCAAGGACCUUGAACUUUCCAAAGAGAAUGUGGGAGCUUCUUCUACUGCGAAGACUAACACUAGUUCUGUGCCUGGUUCCUGUGGGAAUGGUGUGGCAUCUGGAGAGGCUAUGUUGGAGGGUUCGGGAAAGGACAACCCAUCAGAUGAAGGAAGAAGUUCUGUUAUUUCAUCCAGUGCUUCUUUGGAGACGGCCGCAAAGAAGAGAAAAGUAGUAAGGCAAUUGGUCAAGAAGAAUGUACAGGUUAACGUUGGUUUGUCAAGUUCACAGCCAGCGAAGUUUCCUGAUGACAGCAGUGCUUUCCAGAUCUGUCCAAAAGAUUUACCUGUGAUGCCUGAGAAUGGCAAACUUGAGACAUUGGAGAAGGCUGCGGUAUCUGAUGAACCAAACUCCAAUGGUAGUUUAUUACAUGAAGCUUCCAUUGAAAUUGGUGAUUCACAGCUCUGUCCAAAUGAUUUACUUUUUAGGUGUGAGAAUGACAAGCUUGAGACAUUUGAGAAGGUUGUGGUAUCUCAUAAAUCAGACUCCGUCAAGAAUGUUCUCAACGAUGCUUCAGUUGAGGAUGGUGAUCCACAGCACUACCUGAAUGAUUUACCUGUCAUGCUUGAUGCAUCAGAGAAGGGAAUGGUGUCUGAUAAAUCAAUCUUUGAUAGCAAUCGUGUACAUGAUGCUCCAGGUGAAAUAGGUGAUUCACUGCUCUGUGCGAAAGGUCUACCUCUGAUGCCCAGGAACAGAAAGCUUGAUGCAUCAGAGAAGGAUAUGAUCUCUGAUAAACCAAAUUCAGAUGAGAAUUUUGUACAUGAUGCUUCAGUUGAGAUUGGUGAUUCACCAUUCCGGCUGAAUGAUGUACCUGUGAUUCCUGAGAGCGAGAAACUUGAGUCAUUAGAGAAGGAUAGUGUAUCUGGUAAACCAAUUCUCGAUGAGAAUUAUAUGAAUAACGCCUCAGUUGAAAUUAGUGAUUCAAUGCACUGGCCAGAUGAUUCACAUGUGAUUUCUGGGUCUGACAACGAGAUAUUUCAGAAGGCUAUGCUAUCGGAUAAAACAAACUCUGAUGUGAGUUUUGUUCAUGAUGCUCCGGUCCAUGACUUGCAUGUCACUAUUAUUAGCAGAGUGGAUGGUAAUCUGUUGACUGACUCAAAUGCUGAUGUCCCUAGCACAGGUGAGCGAUUGUCCUUUUCGGAUCGAAAGGGCGGAACACUUUCACAGGGUUUUCUUUCUGAAGAACAACAUGCAAAUUUUAAUUCAGAGAAAAAUAAAGUUCUCGAGGAUCCUAUAAAUUCAUGUAACAAGGACACAGGGAUUGAAAGUUAUCCAAUGUGCCUGCAAGAAGGUGGUUUUCGUUCUGCUAUCUCCGUCGUCAACUCUCCAGACAAGCAGGAUUUUACAGAGCUUCCAAACGCAUCUCGAGAGAAUGGUCAGAAUCAACGUUCAAGUGCUGGUAUUGGUCUUGCCGGGCAGUGCAAGGAGAUUUUCUGUCAUCCGAAGUCAGACAAUGUGGGUAUUGCGGGUGUUACUGCCACUGCAGCGUGCUAUGAUCAUGGUAUGAGGCCUGUCUUAGGUUCUGAUAACAGCUCUUCCAGCCAUGAGGUUAGAUACGAUGUUGUCAGGCAAUCUUCUCCAGAUGAAGCUACCAAGUCAGUUGAAAAUUCAACCCUGAGGUGCGUAAAUGAUAGAAGCUGUGCAAAUUCAAGUUGUAAUACACCUAAGGGAGACAGCGGCAGCAAAAAUGGUGAAUUGAAUGCUUUUGGCUUUUCCAGAUCACGAGUUGAAGACAUGGAUCUUGCAAAUGAACACAAUUCAGCAGCAUGGGUUGAUACCACUUUGAGGCUAUCUUUCAAAGAUGCUACCACAGAUCUUAAGGAUAGUAGUGAUGUUGGUUUACAUCCUGGGAUUGAUGGAACUGAUGUUGGAAAGUCAGGUAGUUUGACAGCUGCUUUGGGAGCUAAGGUCUUGAGUAGCAGCCCCAUCAUUGUUGAAUUGGAUGCGACUUCAUUACGGUGUAAAAAGAAGAGAAGAAUCUCAGCUGCUGAACUAGAUCUAUCUUUUGCAUUUGCAUCACAAGUUAAUGAAAGAGCUAACAGUGCAAGUGUUCUUACUGCUGGUGCUGAAGUGAUCUCAGAUUCUUGCAGUGAUCCAACCUCAUUCGUGGAACCUUUGUGUACCUUAGAUUUGUCAGGUUCACGUAAGGGAUUUGAUGAAGGAGAUAUGAUCAUGGCAGCAUCUGCAUCAAUAGUUAAUGAAGGAGCUACAAGUGCAAAUCUGCCUACUCAUGAUGUUGAAGUCUUCUCCCAUUCUUGCAAUGAUGAAAGCAAAGAAGGUUCCGCGCCCUCUGUGGAUCCUUUAUGUGCCUUAGAUUGGUCAGGUUCACAUAAGCAGCAUAAUGAAGGAGAUAUGAGCACGGCAGUUUCUGCAUCGGCAGUGGAAAUGACCUCCAGUUCUGAAAGUAGUCCUACUCACUCGGGUGUGGAUGUUGCCAUCUCCAGCAUUACAGAUCCAUGUACAUCAGAUUUGCAAUUUGCAAAGAAAGGAAAUUCUAUGUUGGUCGACAACCAUCCAAGGAGAGGUUGUUUUAACACCAAGGCCUCUAUUGACCGGGUUCAUCAUGAGGAUAAAAUAGAUAUGCCUAGAUAUGUGCUUCCAAUAGUUCAAAACCUCUUCUCCAGUUCCGAAAGCAGAAAGACUGCAGAUGCAACUAUAGUUAUGAAUGACAGAAGCUUUCCAGAAUCCAUGGAUUUUGAAAUUGCUAAUGAACAUGGUAUAGAACCAGAGGCUGUUGAAGGCCAAGUAGUUACUAACAGUAUGAUUACUCACCCUCAGUGUCGUCUUCCUUCACAACUCGAGUCUCUGAUGUCAAAUGAGGCAUUAACUGCUGUCAAUAUGGAGACUGACAGUUCUUAUCUUGAGAAGAACAACCCUCCAUCUGUGUCAAAUCAUCAUUCUUUGUCUGUGGACCUCAAUGAUCAUAUCACAGAGAUUUUGCCUGACGCAGACAAGGUUGUUAUCAAUAAUGGGAGUGCUCCGGACCAUCAUGCUUCAGAUUUUCACUCUCCAGUAGCAAAUGAAACAUUGGAUGUUGUAGGUACGGAGACUGGCAGUUCCUGUCUAGAGAAGGUCAAUCUCCCAUCUGGAUCAAAUCGUCUUUCUUUGUCUAAGGAGCUCAAUCAUCAAAUCAUGGAGAUUUCGCCUGUUGCAAUCGCUGAAAUUAGUUAUCCAGAGAAGUUGACUGGUGGCACUGAGACUUCCAUAUAUCAGAAUUUAACAGGGAAGUCUUCUGGAAGUGAUGGAAUUCCAUCUGAGAAGCCUGCAACCGAAGGAAGGUACACACAUAACAUUUGUCUCCAGAAUAGGAGAAAUGUGGUGUGCUCUGAUCAAGCUGUUGGAGGUGGCAUCUCAUUCUUGGGACGGCCUCCAAAUCUUAUGCCAAAAGCUUCACACGAUAUUAUUCACAAGCAGAGUGGCAUAAGUGAACUAUCUUGUGGAAAGAAGCAUCAGUCUAGUAGUGUGAUUAGUAGGACCCAAUCACACAGCUCGUCUUUUGUUUUAACUGCUUUGAGAAGUGCAUCCCUUUCAACACAUAUCUCAAAACCUCGAACAUGGCAUCGAAGUGACAGUUCCAUAGUUUCUACUCUCCCAGGACAGGAGGCUUCCUCAAGUAUCAUUACAAAACAAAGGCAACAUCCUAAAAGUACUGCAGGGGCUCAGACUACAUCUUAUAUCCGGAAAGGGAACAGUCUUGUUAGGAAACCUUCUCCAGUUGCUGCUCGAUCAGAGGGUUCGUCUGCUUCAGAUGCGGUCAAUUAUAAAACAGUAUCUGACAGUAGAGUUGAUGUUGUUGGUGCAUCAGUUUUUGUCAGGGCUGUAGAGACAAGUAGCUCGAUUGAGAGACCCAGAACACCUUUGCCAAUUGUACCUAAGGUGCCACACCAUGGUCCCAAGACUUCGGUUGACCGUAGAUCGUCUCCUGUCGUUGAGAGCCAUCUCAGUGAUUCCGUUAGAUCCAAGUCAGAUCCAUUAGUAGUUGUUGAGACUAAGGAUACUUCAAAAUCUUCAGAAAGCAUGUUGAGAACUUCAGAAGCUCCAGCGAUACAGACUGGUCAAGUUAAGAAUUUAGAAAAUUCAAAUGAGGUAAAUGAAGGCAGAGUAGGAUCUUCCAAUGUGAACAUAACUUAUGUUAAGAGGAAAUCAAACCAGCUGGUUGCCACCUCGAGUCUCUCCACUGUGUUGCCACAUGGUCCUUGUGAUAGCCAAGCUCUGUCCUCUGAAAGCUAUUACAAAAGAAGAAGAAAUCAGCUGGUUAGGGCUACAUUGGAUGAUGGCCUAAAACCGGGAUGUAGAAGUUCUGAUGAUAGGAACUUUGAAGGGAACUCUGCACUGGGUAUGAAAUCGAGCGGAAGUCUUAGCAAGAGACAGUUGCGCAAAGUUGUGACAAAGAUAAAGAAACCAUCCAAGUAUUCUUUCGUCUGGACGCUAAAUGGUACAAAGUCAUCAAAGGAUAAAUGUCAUGCAUUGCACUAUCAGAGAAUCCUACCUAACUUGUUUCCUUGGAAAAGAGCAACCUACCGGAGAAACUUCUUGCCAAGUUCAUUAUCCAGUUCCAAGAUUUCUUCUAUAAUUAGUAAGAAAUUGCUGCUCUCAAGAAGCCAUGAUGCCAUUUACACGAGGUCAAAACAUGGGUUUUCACUCCGAAAAUCCAAGGUCUUAAGUGUUGGUGGUUCUAGCUUGAAGUGGUCAAAAUCCAUUCAAAGCCGUUCCAAGAAAGCUAACGAGGAAGCUACUCUGGAAGUUGCUGCGGCGGACAAGAAAAAAAGAGAACAAAAUGGAGUCGGGGAUCUUGUUCCCGAGACCAAGAAUAGAAAUAAUUCUCCUAGAUCUGAAUCCUCACGAGUGUCCCUCGUUAAUGGUGUCAUCAGAUAUGAACUAUCUGCGUAUUCUUGUGCACCACAAACCGAGAAGGAGUCCAAGAAACCAUAUGUCCCAAGACGAUUUACGAUAGGAAAAGAUGAAUACGUCCGGAUUGGCAGUGGAAAUAAACUCAUUAGAAACCCCAAGAAGCGAAGUCGCAUCUUGGCGAGUGAGAAAGUUAGAUGGAGUUUGCACACUGCAAGGACAAGGCUUGCUAAGAAGCGGAAGUACUGUCAGUUCUUCACAAGAUUUGGCAAGUGCAACAAAGAUGAUGAUGGGAAAUGUCCAUACAUUCAUGAUCCCUCCAAAAUUGCAGUGUGCACGAAGUUUCUCAAUGGCUUAUGUUCCAAUGCUGACUGCAAAUUGACUCACAAGGUCAUUCCAGAAAGGAUGCCCGACUGCUCUUACUUUUUGCAAGGUCUUUGCACAAACAAAAGUUGCCCAUAUAGACAUGUGAAUGUCAGCCGAAGUGCCUCUACGUGUGAAGGAUUUCUUAAAGGAUAUUGUGCUGACGGAAAUGAGGUUACUAUUCUGACUCUUAACUUCGCAUGCAAAUACUGAUUGUUUCCUGAUAAUGAAAUCGUGUGGGGUAUUUUCAACCCUGUGAAGUAUGCCUGGUACACUGAUAAUAGCCGGCGAACUUGUGGUGCAAUGUCUUCAAUGAAGAUGACAAAAUUUCCUCCCUGUUUCUACAUGUUAGCUAUACUAUGGGUUUACGGUUUGCCUUCUGUAUUGACAUGGAACCAGAGGGUAGCAAAUGAGUUAGGUUGGUGGAUUGUGUUUAAAUGGGUUUCCGAGUUUGUGGAUUGAGCUUUAAAUUAUGGGUUGUUGGCAUCCCUUGGAAAUUGAUGUGGUUUGGAGAGUUGUUGCCAAGUUUAAGGCCCGUUGGUUUAAGCUUAAGUAUUGUGGGUUAAAAUGUAAAAUGAUCGCUGGAUUAGUUUGUAAAUAGCUAAAUAAGGCUACUGCAGUAUUCCGUGAAGAAGAAAAGUUAGAUUUAAAUGCACCAGUCGGCACAAUUGUGAAAGUUUAGGUGUUAAAAUGUAUGCAGGAAUCUUUAGGUACUUAUUUAAUGUUAGUUCUGCAAAAAUGCUUCUACCCAACUCAUAUGCCCACCAACCAAUGGGAUUUCGAUCAAAUGGGGUUGGGAUUAGAUGGGUUUUAAGUGCGUGGGUUAGGUUGGUGGGUUGGGGUUGAUAUUUGCGACCUCCGUGAAGCAGGGAUCAUAUGUUUAACUCAUCUAUUGCAUGCAUCUCUCUCUUUUGUUUGUGAAUUUCUGCAACAUGAAAUGUGGUACACAGUGUCAGAAGAAGCAUAGCUACGUCUGCCCAAGUUACGAAGCAACAGGAACUUGUCCCCAGGGAUCCAAAUGUAAGCUUCACCACCGAAAGAACCGUGUCAAAGGAAAGAAACCCUACAAGCGAUUACGGGAGAAGAACCAACAUGGACAUGGGCGAUACUUUAGUUCAACUGCACGUGUCAGUGCUGCUUCCCGUUCCGGAACUUCUGUUGUCGAGCGGCCGUUGAGCGAAAUUGGAGAUGCAGGUGCCGACUUUAUUAGCCUUGGCUUCAGUGAUGAUGAGGAAGCUGCUGGAGAAGAAUGCAGCAACAACCGAAGAGAUGACGAUGAUAUCGAUGAGCAACUGAACUGGAGUGAUGAUGGGGAGGACCUGGAAGACUUGGAAGUAAGUAAUCUGGACGAGCUAAUUAAGCCAGUCCGGAUAUUGAACAUCAGAUGACUACUGCCAUUAUCAGGACAGUGGUGCGUUGGCGCUUAAUAGGAACAGUGAGGUGCCUCUGGAAGGAAUCAGAAUGUGCAGAUUCAUCUUCUGUUGUCUUAGUUCUUGGUAGCCUGUAUAGUUGGGGGGGGGGGGGGGGGGGGGGGGUUUGAAUCGAAGAUGGUAUUCGGUUAGCUCUGCAGUUCCUCAAGAUGGCACAGGUAGGUGACUUUGUUGUUGUCACUUCUCAGUUUUGAUUAGGUUCCUUAGUUAGCACAACUGGUCUCUUUUUAAGAUAGAGGAUGUUAGAGCCAAAGAAAUAGGGUGUUAGGAUUUUUCUAGGUUUGCCCAAUUGUAAUUAACUGUGUAAGGCAGAAUGUAAUGAAUCGAUACAGCUUUAUGUGAUCUGUUACCUAAUCUCUACAUAUACAUGCGGCCUUUCUUAGAAG